UUCAGUUCUUUGGCAGUUACUGGCUAACAGCGGCGAGUUUGAAUCGGAGACACGAUGGUGUUGUACCUGAUUGAGCACCGCAAGUACUGCUCCUUUGAAGAGUGGCUAGGCACCUUCAAGAACUGGCCUUCCAUCACCGACUGUGCGUGUACGCCUGAGAAUAUGGCUGCAGAAGGAUUUAUUCACACCCCAAGUGAGAAUGGUCCUGACAUUGCUCAGUGCUUCUUUUGUUACAAAGAACUGGAAGGUUGGGGACCUGAAGAUGAACCUUUAGUUGAACAUCAAAAUCACUCAUCGAAGUGUGCUUUUAUUGCACUGAAGAAGCAGUUUGAGCUUCUGACAACUGAAGAGUUCCACAAAUUGGACAAGCAAAGAGUAAAAAACAUCAAAAAGAAAUAAGGAUUGAAUCAUCUGAACAAGAGGCAAAAGUUACAAAAACUGCAAUUGAAGGUCUUGUUCCAAACAGCAGAAAGA
Molecule: messenger RNA, 474 nt
Organism: Hypanus sabinus (Atlantic stingray)
Lineage: Eukaryota; Metazoa; Chordata; Chondrichthyes; Myliobatiformes; Dasyatidae
Product: baculoviral IAP repeat-containing protein 5-like
Exons: 1
Coding region: 55-399 (114 amino acids)
Source: RefSeq, a predicted model, not a curated record